Messenger RNA from Trichomonas vaginalis G3, 957 nucleotides. RefSeq lists its product as uncharacterized. The record is from RefSeq and is a predicted model, not a curated record. Lineage: Eukaryota; Parabasalia; Trichomonadida; Trichomonadidae. Bases 1 to 957 code for a protein of 318 amino acids. The transcript has a single exon.
AUGAAUUACAUAUAUUUGCCUCCAGUUCUUGAAAUCGUCGAAUGUGAAUUCAAAGACAUCAGUGUCAUUGCAGAUAGUGGAUCUGCAAUCAAUUUCGAUCAUCCUAUGUAUGAAUUCCUUUCAUAUGAUCCUAAGAUCAAAAUCGACAGCUGUCUUUUCUUGAACUGUGUUAGUGACUCAUGUCCAGGUGCGGUUCGCAUCAACUACACUCAUGCACAAGUUUCUAUCAACAAAAUGUGUUCACUAAACUGUGGAGGAAAUUACUAUACAAUAUUUUGUAUUUUAACCAAUUCAUCUGCUCACAUCAACGCAUCAACAAUAUUUUCAACACAUGAUACUAUAACGCAAUACGAACGCUAUGCUUCAGGUAUUAACCCUCUUCCAAAAUAUAUUGGUAAUUACAGUAUUUCUUUUUUGAAUGGGCUCAAUCAUACACAUGGAAAGUAUUUCACAGCACCUCAUGAUGGAUUAGGAGUUAAUGUUUCUUAUUCUCAUUUUGAAAACUUAUCAUCACUAUCAUUUCUUGGAAUUGAUAAUUCAAAUAUUCUGAAAUGUAAUUUCAUUGAAGUGACAUGCGAUAUAACAUAUGGAAUCAAUUUAAAUUAUAUUUUCUAUGAGUGUGUAUUUGAUAAAACAAAUAUAAUCGACAAUUUCGAGUAUCGUUUCAAAUCGCCAAUUGAAAAAAUCAAUGAAACAUUUAUAAAUUGUUAUAUCAAGAAAUAUAACGAGACAUUUGAUGGCAAAAUUAUUUCUUUAGAUUUAUAUUUGAACAACAAAUGUAACUUCCCAAUUGAUAGAAAAGAUAGAACCCUAUUGAUUAUUAGUUUGGUUGUUGCCUCAGCUACUUUAUUAAUUCUUUCAUCAGUUCUCAUUACAUUCUUCAUAUAUAGAAGAAAACAAAAUGUUAUUGAUGCGCGCCAUACCCUAGAACAGAACUUGUUAAAUGACUUUGGAUAA